Leptonychotes weddellii (Weddell seal) is the source of this 2127-nucleotide messenger RNA. NCBI's taxonomy places the organism in Eukaryota, Metazoa, Chordata, Mammalia, Carnivora, Phocidae. The record is from RefSeq and is a predicted model, not a curated record.
CACUUUUGCACAACUUACCCAGCGGAUCACUCUCCCCCUUGCUUGCCCUCUUCUCUUCCCAACCCCGUCACCCCCUGUCGCCUCCCUUCAAGCCCCGAAACUCAGGAGCCACCGCCUUCCCGGUGGGGGGCGGGGUGUGAAAGCCGGUGCGAGAGGGAGUCGGGAGUGUGGUCUGGAGAAAGGCGUGGAGAGGAGUGCGGGGAGGGAGCGAGCGAGCGAGCGAGCGCGAGAAUAAAUAUAUAAAUAAAUACGAAAGAGAAUCCACUCGGCAGCCUCUCGGCGCAGAAACUUUGGCCCGGAGCGCGGGAGCGCGCGGCUGCCAGUCGGACGCCACCCCCAGCCCCGCUCGGCAGCCCGGCCUCGCCUCCCGGUUCCGCCCGGCGCAUCCGCCCGCACAACUUCUGGCCGAGCGGAGCGGGCAGAGGCGGACUUGGGGUUGCUGUGUUUGUUUGUUUGAACUUCCUUGUCACCACCUUCCCUCCCCCCAACCUCCGCCCCCACCUCGCCCCCCUCCCCAGCUUCUGGACGCGUUCGACUGCAGCCGGGGGUGGGGGGGUGGGGGUAGGGAGCGUGUGUAGAGGGGAGGAGGGGGAAGAGGUUAAAAAAAGAGAAGUGGAAGAAGAAGGAAAGAAAGAGAUCGCAGCAGGGGUAAAGGGAGCGGACGGGAGGCGAUUUUUGCCGACUCUGGAUUCGUCCCCGGCGUGCGCAAGAAUGGCGGCCCUUCCCGGCACCGUACCGAGGAUGAUGCGGCCGGCUCCCGGACAGAACUAUCCCCGCACGGGGUUUCCUCUGGAAGUGUCCACACCACUUGGCCAAGGCCGGGUCAAUCAGCUUGGUGGGGUCUUCAUCAACGGGCGACCCCUGCCUAACCACAUCCGCCACAAGAUCGUGGAGAUGGCCCACCAUGGCAUCCGGCCCUGUGUCAUCUCCCGUCAGCUGCGUGUGUCCCACGGCUGCGUCUCCAAGAUUCUCUGCCGCUACCAGGAGACUGGGUCCAUCCGGCCUGGGGCCAUCGGCGGCAGCAAGCCCAGACAGGUGGCGACUCCGGAUGUGGAGAAAAAGAUCGAGGAGUACAAGAGGGAAAACCCAGGCAUGUUCAGCUGGGAGAUCCGAGACAGGCUGCUGAAGGACGGACACUGUGACCGCAGCACCGUGCCCUCAGUGAGUUCGAUUAGCCGCGUGCUCAGAAUCAAGUUCGGGAAGAAAGAGGAGGAGGAUGAAGCGGACAAGAAGGAGGACGACGGCGAGAAGAAAGCCAAGCACAGCAUCGACGGCAUCCUGGGCGACAAAGGGAACCGGCUGGAUGAGGGCUCGGACGUGGAGUCAGAACCCGACCUCCCUCUGAAGCGCAAGCAGCGCCGUAGUCGGACCACAUUCACGGCUGAGCAGCUAGAGGAGUUGGAGAAGGCCUUUGAGAGGACUCACUACCCGGACAUCUACACCCGCGAGGAGCUGGCGCAGAGGACCAAGCUGACUGAGGCACGGGUCCAGGUCUGGUUCAGUAACCGCCGCGCCCGUUGGCGUAAGCAGGCAGGAGCCAACCAGCUUGCAGCGUUCAACCACCUUCUGCCAGGGGGCUUCCCGCCCACCGGCAUGCCCACACUGCCCCCCUACCAGCUGCCGGACUCCACCUACCCCACCACCACCAUCUCCCAAGAUGGGGGCAGCACCGUGCACCGGCCCCAGCCUCUCCCACCGUCCACCAUGCACCAGGGGGGGCUGGCCGCGGCCGCCGCAGCCGUCGACACCAGCUCUGCCUACGGAGCCCGCCACAGCUUCUCCAGCUACUCGGACAGCUUCAUGAACCCGGCGGCGUCCUCCAACCACAUGAACCCCGUCAGCAACGGCCUGUCUCCCCAGGUAGGUGGCCUCACCAGACCGGUGUCCAGGAAACCACAGGCUCUUGGGUAUCUUGAGAGAGUUACAGUGGCCAGUGGGGAUGCUCCUUCCACUUUCACUGGUCGGUAUUCUGGGAUCCUCCGCCCUGGGUUUAUGCUCUUCAAGCUGCAGGUCUGGGUGACCCAGCAGGCAGAUAUGGAGAAAGGGUUCUGUCCACCAGAAGCACACAGAGACCGCAUUAUAGAUGUGCUCCGGGCCCGAAAGCCGCCCCCCCCGCCGAGCUUAUGA